Molecule: messenger RNA, 7813 nt
Organism: Lethenteron reissneri (Far Eastern brook lamprey)
Lineage: Eukaryota; Metazoa; Chordata; Hyperoartia; Petromyzontiformes; Petromyzontidae
Source: RefSeq, a predicted model, not a curated record
GAGGGAUUCCCUCCAGCUACAGCGUCUUUGUUCAAUCAGAACCAGUGGACUUGUCUGUCUGUGUGCUCACGCAUAUCCUUGCAGCGCUUUUAACUCACAAACUGUUGGGUGGACGUCUCUACAAAAUACACAGGCCUACUCGCGGUCGCGCCAAGAAAAUCCACGCGGCGACGUGAGGGGGCUUCUUCGCGUUAAAAAGGCAAAGAAACUACGGAAGAACAACACUGAGCAACACAAACGAGCUUGCUGAGCGGCGACGGGAGGGAGGUUCUCCUUGGCGGAAAAAUGCCAAAAAGAAAAAAAUCAAGGCUCUGCCAGAAAAAAAAACACAAUAAGAAAAUGGUGCUGUGGUGCGUACCGACAGUGGAGGAGCAGCGGCUUUCCCAACAGCUAACCAACAACGAAGGCACCUCAGCCUUCGUUGAGGAAACUGAAGAGCAUUGUGCAUGGAGACAAGCUACAGACAAUAUAGUUACUUCUGCACAUGCACACGCUGAGAUAAAUCCUGAACAGUGUACAUGUAUACAAGCUACAGACUGUACAGUUACUUCUGCAGAUGCACACGCCGAGGUAAAUUCUAAACAGUGUGCAUGGAGACAAGCUAGAGACUACACAGCCACUUCUGCACCCCAGGCUGAGGAAACACCAGAACAACGGGAAACUCGAAAAGCCAGGGCACGCACAGUCACUGCAGAAGCACGGGCUAUGGAAACUACUGCGCAACGUGAAUCUCGACAAGCCAGGGACCGCAUAGCCACUGCAGCAGCACGGGCUAAGGAAACUACUGCACAACGUGAAUCUCGACAAGCCAGGGACCGCGCAGCCACUGCAGCAGCACGGGCUGAAGAAAACCCCGAACAUCGUGCAUCUCUACAAGCCAGGGACCGCAUAGCCACUGCAGCAGUACGGGCUAAGGAAACUACUGCACAACGUGAAUCUCGACAAGCCAGGGACCUGCGCAGCCACUGCAGCAGCACGGGCUGAAGAAAACCCCGAACAUCGUGCAUCUCUACAAGCCAGGGACCACACAGUCACUGCAGCAGCACGGGCUGAAGAAACCCUGAACAUCGUGCACCUCGACAAGCCAGGGACCCCACAGUCACUGCAGCAGAACGGAUUGAAGAACACCCUGAACUUCGUGCAUCUCGACAAGCCAGGGACCGCACAGACACUGCAGCAGGACGGUCUGAAGACAACCUUGAACAUCGUGCAUCUCGACAAACCAGGGACCGCACAGCCACUGCAGCAGCACGGAUUGAAGAACACCCUGAACAUCGUGUAUCUCGCCAAGCCAGGGAUUGGACAGUCACUGCAGCAGCACGGGCUGAAGAAAACCCUGAACUUCGUGCAUCUUGACAAGCCAGGGAUUAUACAGGCACUGCAGCAGCGCAGGCUCAAUAAAACCCUGAACUUCGUGCAUCUCAACAAGCCAGGGACCGCACAGCCACUGCAGCAGCACGGGCUGAAGAACACCCUGAACUUCGUGCAUCUCAACAAGCCAGGGACCGCACAGACACCGCAGCAGCACGGGCUCAAUAAAACCCUGAACUUCGUGCAUCUAAAUAAGCCAGGGACCGCACAGACACUGCAGCAGCACGGGCUCAAUAAAACCCUGAACAUCGUGCAUCUUGACAAGCCAGGGACUGCACAGACACUGCAGCAGCAAGGAUUGAAGAACACCCUGAACUUUGUGCAUCUCGACAAGCCAGGGACCGCACAGACAAUGCAGCAGCAAGGGCUGAAGACAACCUUGAGCAUCGUGCAUCCUGACAAGCCAGGGACCGCACAGACAAUGCAGCAGCAAGGGCUGAAGACAACCUUGAGCAUCGUGCAUCUCGACAAGCCAGGGACUGCACAGUCACUGCAGCAGCACGGAUUGAAGAACACCCUGAACUUCGUGCAUCUCGAUAAGCCAGGGACUGCACAGUCACUGCAGCAUGGAUUGAAGAACACCCUGAACUUCGUGUAUCUUGAUAAGCCAGGGACUGCACAGUCACUGCAGCAGCACGGAUUGAAGAACACCCUGAACUUUGUGCAUCUCGAUAAGCCAGGGACUGCACAGUCACUGCAGCAGGACGGAUUGAAGAACACCCUGAACUUCGUGCAUCCUGACAAGCCAGGGGCCACACAGACACUGCAGCAGCACGGAUUGAAGAACACCCUGAACUUCGUGUAUCUCGACAAGUCAGGGACCGCACAGACACUGCAGCAGCAUGGAUUGAAGAACACCCUGAACUUGGUGCAUCUUGACAAGCCAGGGACCGCACAGACACUGCAGCAGCAAGGAUUGAAGAACACCCUGAACUUGGUGCAUCUCGAUAAGCCAGGGACCGCACAGACACUGCAGCAGCAAGGAUUGAAGAACACCCUGAACUUUGUGCAUCUCGACAAGCCAGGGACCGCACAGACACUGCAGCAGCACGGAUUGAAGAACACCCUGAACUUUGUGCAUCUCGACAAGCCAGGGGCCGCACAGACACUGCAGCAGCACGGAUUGAAGAACACCCUGAACUUCGUGCAUCUUGACAAGCCAGGGACCGCACAGACACAGCAGCAGCACGGAUUGAAGAACACUCUGAACUUAGUGCAUCUUGACAAGCCAGGGACUGCACAAUCACUGCAGCAGCACGGGCUGCAGAAAACCCUGAACAUCGUGCAUCUCGACAAGCCAGGGACUGCACAGACACUGCAGCAGCACAGGCUGAGGAACCCCAAAAUAAAAAAAUGGUACGUCAUAGGCAAUUCUAUCAUGCUGCUGGAUCAAGAACAAGAAGAAAUAACCCGGAUUAAAACAGAGCAGGAUUAAAUUACCAAUCUGAGAUCGAUUAUUAUCAGUCCAUGGUGAUAUUAGGCUCUAUAUCAAUUACUUGCGAAGAAUGCGGUACUAAAAUGUGGAAAGGAGAAUCCAAGGGAAUGUGCUGCAGUGAUGGAAAAGUCAAACUUUGUCUUGUGCACCCCGCCCCCUGAGCCACUGGAAUCCUUGGUAUCUGGCCAUACUUCUGUAAACACUUUCUGACCAACAUCAGGAAGUACAAUUCCUGCUUUCAAAUAACUUCUUUUGGUUGUUGUAUAUAUGCCCCUUUUCCAAAAUUUAUAUUGAGUAAUUCUGCCAAUAUUUUUGUUGUAAUAAUCGAUCUGGGUGUUGCAUGGGGCAAAAAAGGGUGAAAUAAUACACCCCUCAUAACUCGAGAAUGAGAAGCACGGAUCCCUGGCGAUACAGACUGGGAACAAAGGUUAAUAAAACCCUCAGAAUACCUGCGUUAACAACUAUGGUAGAUCACAAAUCUUGGGUAAACAUAAACCAAAUCAUAAUUAUUAAGUAUUAGACCUAGGGUCAUUCAGAAGAGAUACACGGCAAAAUAGGUCAAUUACACACGACAAGAUAAAAUGCAUUCCAUAGAAUCGGAGCCUCCCCAACUGCCUUUGUCUUCCAGCAGCACAUGGUAGCAAUAACCUAUGUAGGCAGGGAGGGCGCCUCCCCUUUAUAUAUCAAACACCAUGAAGAAAUUCCAAACCACGAUGGAAGUGCUGUAAACAUACGAAGAUAAAGGGUAGUAUAUAAUAUUUAUUUUUCUCUCUCUAAACCCGUAAGAGUGAACGGAAAGAAUGGCGACAAGAGGACACACUUCAAAAGACAACGCCCCUUUUUGUGAGAGACAACAAGAAAAAUGUAACACCCCCAACUGUGAGGGAAGAUAAGGGGGGAAUGCAGCUGAACAAAGGACAAAAGGAACCACCCCCCUGCUGCUUCCAGAUUAAUUAUGGCAGAAAAUAAAAAAUAGUCGCUCUACUCGGAGGGGCAACUAGCAGCUGUAAUCAAAAAGGAGAGAAGAAUUCAAAGGGAUUCCCGUUUCCUUUGUGAAAGACGCGCCGAGGGGGAUAAUUUCAGAUAUAAGCAAGGACAGAACACACAAUUUAGUUGUGCAAGUGGCAGGCUCCGGGAAUAUGCCCCCGUGACAGGUACUCGCAGUACUACCAUAAUACCACGUGGGCAAGAGUGUCGGCGCUGGCGACCAGCGGACGAGCUGCGAACGCAAUCGUGCAUCACCGAAGGAGAGCACGGAGAAGGAGAGAGAGCGCGUAACCAGCGCAACCGAGGAAAAAUGUUGGCGCUGGCGAUCAACGGACGAGCUGCGAGCGCAAUCGGGCACCUGCAAAGACGAGCAUUGUGCCUGCAACAGGCCUGGAGUUGCUGCCAAGAGAGAGAGCGCUAUGUGUAUGACACGCCCACACACACGACUCACCGCCUGGCAGGGAACCACUUAACUCAAAAAGUGGAGCACAACAACAAUACACCCGCACACACACAACACACAUAUUGGGACUAAUAAGAUUGCUCCGAAAGUUAUCUUUGUGUUUCAAAAAGGGUGGUCAUCUAAAGUGGGUGCACUAAAUAAUAGCUGAUCGUGAAAAGCAUUGCUGUCCAUUGAAUUACGUGGAUAUGGUCGUUUAGAAGUAUUUUAGUCAUUCUUUUUCGUUAAUUGUAUAACUGUACCAAUGAAUUCAUUGAUGAAACGAAACAUUUAUAAACAUCUAUGUUACGAAUCUCCACAUUCACAGAGAUAUUAUUGUAUUAAAAUAUUUCUUUUGAUCACAGAAUCUUGCCUACAAAUUUAUUGAAGCCCUUAGCCAAUUGAUAAGCAUUAGACAAGCAGGCACACUGCUGCACACCAUUGUUCCAAGACAUUUUGUUAAUUGCAUAAUCUUACCAAUGGAUUCAUUGAGGUCUUUUGCCUUCGGCACAUUUUUUUUAUUACUGUUCGUAUUAAUAUUGUCACAUAAAAGGUUUUUCCUGUCGCCAUGUAUGGUUGCUUUACUCUGAGGAAUUAGCCAAUUGUUCUCUUACCCAGUUAAACAAACGUAACCAUUGAAGGUGAAAUGUAUGGAUCAAUGAGGAGGACAUCUCCAGGAGUACUGUGUUGACAUUCCUCGCAUAAGAGUUUGCAUAUUAGAGUGUUAUGUUUUUUUUUUAGGUAUUAAAGUUGCUUAACACAGAAGAGUCUGAGUUCAUACAUAAUACUGUAUCCUGCGGUGAGAUCUGAAUUUUGGGAUCUGACAUAAACACAAACAUAAUCGGUUAAAGUUAAAGCGAGAAUCAUUGUAUUAUCAUGAUGGAUAAACAACCCUAGACAAUGAAGCCAAGCCUAAUUAUUAUAAAUUACAUACACUUGCAUAACUUCAUACAAUUACACCUUCAUUUUAUUGUUACGAUAGGAAAUACGCCGAGGCAACGAAACAGAGCCUAAUUAGCAUAAAUGGGGAAUUUGCAUAAUUACAUAAAUUAGCAUAUUUUUGGAACCUUUCACAUUUUUAUUUUUCAUUUAAUAUUUAUUAUUUUUCCAAUUUUUUAAGACCUAAUAUAUACAACAUGGUGCAACAAAGGAGAUCGUGGAGCCAGGAUUUAUGCCCACGUUCAAAGUUCAAGACUAAGUCUAUCAUCGAAUCGGAUCCAUUCAACCACUGCCUGGUGAAGAGCACAAGUUUAUUCAGAUAUACUUCAUGGGAGAUGAUGGCCAGCAAGGUAACCAGCAAUGCAGCAAUAUUCCUGGUGCCAGACUAGAAAUUGUUCUCUCACUCCAUGUUCAACCAACACAAUUUAUUGAUUUCAAGUUUCAAACAUGCAGCACAACAAGUGCAUCCAAGGUGUCAAGGGGUGGAGCAUGCACGGAAGAUCAAUUCCCCAACUUGUGGUGAGGUUGCUGUUCGUAUGGUGGGCGAAGAACAUGGUAAGAGAGACAUUGUGCUUCGAUACCAAGGCAACACCACUAAACGGAUUCCUGAGACAAACAGAGCAUAUGAUGCGCUACAAUACCCCCUGAUAGACAACACCAUCAAACGAAUUCCUGAGACAAACAGAGCAUAUGAUGCCCCAUGUACUGUGGCGUGGGCAAAAUGGGUACCACUUACAGAUUCCUCAAUUUAUCAAAGCAAUGCGCCAAAAUCAUCCUGACAAAACCGUCUCCUCUAAGUACUUCUAUUCCUUCAUGUUCAUGGACAGAGGAGCAAACUGCAUAUUAAGGUGCGCCAACCUUUUUCACCAGUAUGUUGUUGGUGAGUAUGCCAAAUUUGAGAGUGAGCGCCUUCUUUACAUUAAACACAAUCAAAAACGCCUGCGUGUAGAACAACAUGUUCAUCCCAGGGAUGCUAUCAAUGCUGAUGGAAAUUCAUUAUUUUGCCCUCAUCCUUCACAGGUGGACCAAGAUACACGCAUGAGAGGACUCACGAUGCAAUGACCUACGUCAGGCAAUAUGGCAGAGCCCGAUCUCUUUAUCACCUUCACUUGCGAUCUAAAAUAGAAGGAGAUCCAGGUUGAGCUUUAUCAAAACCAAAAGCCAACAGAGAGACACGACAUCAUUGCAAGGGUGUUUAAACUCAAAGUUGAUCAACUCGCAAGGCUUAUUACGACAAAGGAAGGCGGCAUCUUUGGGAUGACAAGAUCUAACUUGCACACCAUUGUGUGGCAAAAACGUGGUCUUCCUCAUGCCCACAUAUUGCUAUGGUUAAGGGAAAAAAAUUCAUGCAAGUGAAAUUAACACAUUUGUAAGUGCUGAGCUACCUGACCCCAAGAAAGAUGUGGUCUGCAAGCAAAUGGUCCAUCGCCCAUGUGGGGAGCUCAAUCAAAAUUCACCAUCUAUGCAAGACCGCAAGUGCACCAAGAAGUAUCCACACGAGGAUAUAGAGGAUGGUUAGCCUCUAUAUCGUCGCAGAAAAACUGAAGAUGGUGGAUUUGAAACAACGCUCAGACCUGGCACUAACUCUGAAAUGAAGGUUGACAACCAGUGGAUAAUUCCCUACUGCCCUCUUCUGUGCAAGAUCUUUGAGGCCCACAUUAACGUGGAAUUCUGAAAUUCUGUGAAAGCCAUAAAAUGUUUGCAAAUGCAUCAACAAAGGGUCUGAAAUGGCUGUGUUUGCCUUACAAAAAGAGGGGAAAGUGUGGAUGAAGUUCAACUUUUUUGUCGAAGGAAGAUAUAUCAGCAGCAACGAGGCCAUUUGGAGAAUUCUUGGCUUUCCCGUCCACGAGGGUUCUCCCCGUCAGCGGUCUAUUUGGUAGUUCACCUCGAAAAUGGUAACGCAUCUACGUCACCCGAAUUAAAUGCCCAACAAUAGGCCCUGCCUCCACGAGAUACGACCCUUAUGGCGUAUUUUUUUUUUAUGCCAAAGUGACCCAUUUGCUUGCAACCUGCUCUAUCAUAAAAUUCCCUCCUACUAUACCUAGACUGCUAAAAAGAAAAUGGAAGCGACGUGCUUGUGACAGUGAAUCCGAUGCCUUCGGAAGAGUCUACACAGUUCAUCCCAACAAUCAGGAGUGCUACUUUCUGCUAACGCUUCUCCCGUGUUGUCAAAGGACCAAAAUCUUUCCAAGACCUAAGAACAGUGGACGUUGUCUGUCAAACAUACAGGGAAGCUUACAAUCUUCGUGAAAUUCUUGAAGAUGUUUACACUAUGAGAUCUCUUUUACCAGUGGCAAAAUAUAGUAGUAGGUUUUUACCCUUUUAAACUGGUACAAAACUGACACCUUUAUUCAAGGCAUCAUGUUUGCAAUAACCACAACACAAGUAGUCAAAAAAGCAAACAAAAAGAAGCAACUCUGAUAAUGAUAAUGAUAUGCACUGUCCUUGAAGUUGAUUGGUCCACACCUGAGACGGCUUUAUUUAGAGCCUAGUCCCCAUUGGUGUUGGACCAGAUGACACCAGAAGGCGUACAACUCAAACACAGUGCAAUAUCAGAGUAUUGAGAGCUCGGGGUAAGCAUUUACACUAUGAGAUCUCUUUUACCAGUGGCAAAAUAUAGUAGUAGGUUUUUACCCUUUUAA